AUGAAAAAAGAACCCCAGGAAAUCGCAGGCUACACCGUCCUCCCGAUCCAACUCCCCGAAACCCCAUCUGCAGACCCUGCCACGCAUUACCUCUACCUCCGGCCUCAUGAACCACGCAUCCCCGACCCCGACACCCCUCGCUCGCUCUUCGUGGUCAACCUCCCCAUCGACACGACGGAACUCCACCUGCGCCAUUUCUUCGGCACGCAGCUCGCCGCCGGCCGCGUCGAACGAGUCGAGUUCGAAGCCGUCCCGACGAAAAAAACCGGCGGCGGCAUGCAAGUCGCCGCGCAGGGGAACGUGUCGAAGAACAAGAAACGCAAGCGCGUCACCGCCGACGAGCUCCAGAACCAGCUCGACGACAUCGAGCUGCCGUCUACGUGGGACCGUCAGCUCCAGAAGAGCGGCGCGCACGCUGUCGUCGUCUUCGCCGAUAAGCCGAGCAUGGAGGCCAGCGUGAAGGCGGCUAAGAAGGCAUCUAAGAACAGAAAGAAGGAGUCUGCCGUGGUUGUUUGGGGUGAUGGGAUUGAGGACCGGCUGCCGGCUCUUGGCCUCCCCCGGUACUUGCAUCACCAGGAAGCGCGGUUCCCGUCGCGCGCGGAGCUGUUGCGCACGGUCAACGAUUUCAUGACGGUGUUCGAGCAGGUGGCGGAGGUGCGGAAGCGGGACGAGGCGCGCAGGGCCCAGGAGCCCGACGAGGAUGGGUUCAUUACCGUCACCAGCGGGCCGAAGCUCACGUCGACGGCGCACGAGGAGGAAGCCAAGGCGCUGGUGGAGAAGCAGAAGCAGAAGAACCAGGGUCUGGAUGAUUUCUACCGGUUCCAGUCGCGCGAGAAGAGAAAGGAGCGACAGCAGCAGCUGCUCAGGAAGUUCGACCAGGACAAGAAGAAGCUGGACGAUUUGAAGAAGCGCAAGGGGAAGAUCAGGCCGGAGUAA
Aspergillus melleus is the source of this 936-nucleotide messenger RNA. Its product is annotated as putative ribosomal small subunit assembly protein. Gene Ontology annotation, cellular component: UTP-C complex; CURI complex. NCBI's taxonomy places the organism in Eukaryota, Fungi, Ascomycota, Eurotiomycetes, Eurotiales, Aspergillaceae. Gene Ontology annotation, biological process: ribosomal small subunit assembly; rRNA processing. The transcript has 2 exons. Gene Ontology annotation, molecular function: nucleic acid binding. The record is from RefSeq and is a predicted model, not a curated record. Bases 1 to 936 code for a protein of 311 amino acids.